AUUGAACAUCAGAACAUGACUACAUUGCAGGGAUGGGUGCAACAGUUCAGACAUAGUGAUGAUAUCAAAUCAUUUGGUUCAAAAAUGACUCUCCAUGGAACCCACAAGGCAUUCAGUUUUCGAUGCUUCGCUGCCAAUGGGCGUGGCUUUGGCGCGGAUUCGACUAACAAGAGAAAAAUUAAAAGCAAGAGGAGGCCAAAAGAUGUUGCGGUGGAACCGAGUAAGCUGUAUUUCUCAAUAUUUGGUCAUCCAUUGUUCUUAGGGGUGCCAGAAUUAAGAACUGGAAGUGAAAAUAGAUCUGGUAAACAAGUCAUGGAUAAGAAAUUUCUGCAAAAAGUGGAAGCAGUUAGAAGGUCUGCACUUGAGAAAAAGAAAGCUGAAGAGAACAAAGAUUAUCAAGCUAUUGAUUAUGAUUUUCCAAUUGAGUCAGAUAAAAGUACAAUGGGCUUUGGUACAAGGGUCGGAAUUGGCAUUGCAGUUGUUGUCUUUGGACUAGUCUUCGCUUUUGGGGAUUUCCUUCCUUAUGGAAGUGUGAGUCCUAGCAAAGAAAGUGCAGUAGUUAAACAAAAGCUUUCUCAAGAGGAAGAAGCAAAAUUUAAGAGUGAACUACAAGGUUUUGAAGCAACACUGAGUAAGUCACCUAAUGACCCUACCGCUCUUGAGGUGAACUGUCAUCCCUAUGACUUAUUGAACUGUCGACCUUUUUGUUAACAUAUCAAAUUAGUACUCCAUGAUAGAUAAAUAGUAGUUGUGAUAGCCAUUAGGAUGUGAACAAAACACAAUUACUCCAUGAUUCGUUCUUGUUCAGAUUCUCUCUACUAGAACUGUUACCUUCAUUCAAUGAUAGCCAUUAGGAUCUAAUUCAAUGAAGGGUUUGAGUCUCGCAUUUUCUUAAAUCAAAGAGGGAGUGCAGUCCACAACUUCCCAUCCAGUUUUUUUUAAUCACUAUAGGUUCUUCCUAUCUCCACGAUUGAUUUGUCCUUGG
Panicum virgatum (switchgrass) is the source of this 985-nucleotide messenger RNA. RefSeq lists its product as uncharacterized. NCBI's taxonomy places the organism in Eukaryota, Viridiplantae, Streptophyta, Magnoliopsida, Poales, Poaceae. The record is from RefSeq and is a predicted model, not a curated record. The transcript has 8 exons. Bases 16 to 711 code for a protein of 231 amino acids.